This is a messenger RNA of Ramularia collo-cygni, 2499 nucleotides long. Its product is annotated as related to TAD2-tRNA-specific adenosine deaminase 2. Bases 1 to 2499 code for a protein of 832 amino acids. The record is from RefSeq and is a predicted model, not a curated record. The transcript has 7 exons. NCBI's taxonomy places the organism in Eukaryota, Fungi, Ascomycota, Dothideomycetes, Mycosphaerellales, Mycosphaerellaceae.
AUGGGUUCCAUAUCGGAGUCCGUUCCGAAUAUCAUUGACAUCAGAAGCGACUCGGCUGGCUUUGAGUUGAAGAAACUCAUCAAAGAUGGACUGCAUGGGAAGGAGAAGACAUUGCCGACGUUGUUGUUGUACGACAACAAAGGCCUCAAGCUCUUCGAAGACAUUACAUAUCUUGAUGAGUACUACCUGACUGGGCAAGAAAUUGCCGUGUUGGAGCAGCAUGCCGAGAAGAUGGCGGACAGGAUUCCGCAGGAUGCCAUUCUGCUGGAACUCGGCUCAGGAAACUUGCGAAAGGUGAAGAUUCUGCUCGAUGCAUUGGAGCGUGCUGAGAAGAGGGUUUCCUACUACGCGUUGGAUUUGAUGCACAGCGAGCUUGUACGCACUCUAGCUGCAGUUCCAGUCGGAACAUUCAAACACGUACAAUGCUUUGGACUGCACGGAACUUACGACGAUGGCCUWGAAUGGUUGAAGAUGCCCGAAAAUGCUGCCAGGCCCAAGACGAUCCUUUCAAUGGGCUCCAGCAUCGGCAACUUCAACCGCGAGGACGCUGUGGGGUUUGUUGCUCAGUUCGGGAAUAUUAUGGAACCAAACGACUCCUUCAUCCUCGGUCUGGAUGCUUGCCAGGACCCGGAGACAGUGUACCACGCAUACAAUGAUCGAGAGGGAGUCACGCAUAAUUUCAUCAUGAAUGGAUUGAAACAUGCCAACGAAUUGCUCGGUUAUGAAGCUUUCAACUCCAAUGAUUGGAAAGCUCAUGGCGAAUACGAUCAAGUUGGUGAACGCCACCGAGCGUUUGUCAUCCCCCAAAAAGACCUCCAAGUCGAAGGCAUCUCUCUCAAGCAAGGAGAAAGGGUGCGUAUUGAGGAGAGUUACAAAUACAACCACGAGCAAGCCAUGAAUUUGUUUACGGAAGCUGGCGUCAUAGAAGGUGCCCGUUGGACGAAUCAUGUGCAGAGUUAUGCAUUACACAUGCUUUCUCGCCCGAUGAAAAUGUAUGCAAGCAGACCAGAGACGUAUGCUGCUAAUGCGGUGCCUACCCUGGAAGAAUGGGCGGGUCUUUGGGAGCUGUGGGAUAAGGUCACUCUCCAGAUGAUUCCCACGGAGGAACUGUAUGAGAAACCGAUCAAGCUUCGUAACGCUUGCAUUUUCUAUUUGGGACAUAUCCCGACCUUCUUCGACAUGAAACUUGUGGAGGCUACAGGAAUGGAACCAGCAGAGCCGAAGUAUUUCCAUCAAAUCUUCGAACGCGGAAUUGACCCGGAUGUUGAUAACCCGAAGCACUGUCACGCUCAUAGUGAGGUGCCCGAAAGCUGGCCAGAAUUGGAUGUAAUCCUAAAGUACCAGAGAACUAUCCGCGAUCGCAUCUGUGAGCUGUACAACAACGGCAGUGCUACCAAGGAUGCCUGGACUGGAAGGACUCUCUGGCUGGGCUUCGAACAUGAAGUGCAGCACUUGGAAACCUUGCUUUAUAUGUUGAUUCAAAGCGAUAAGACGCAGCCUCCAGCCGGAGUCAUCAAGCCGGAUUUCGAACAAAUGGCUGUGCAAGCCAAGCGGGAGGCUGUCCCAAACGAGUGGUUUGACGUUCCGGAGCAGACACUCAGUCUUGGAUUGGAAGACCCAGAUACUCCCGACGGACCUGUCAGGCACUUCGGAUGGGAUGUUGAGAAGCCAAAGUAUACCGUAAAAGUCCCUGCUUUCAAAGCUCAAGCCCGUCCCAUCACGAAUGGGGAGUAUGCACAGUAUCUUGUUGCUACCAAGCAAUCUUCGAUCCCUGCCGCAUGGAGCUUGCAGGAGAGACCUGCCGUAAGCGAAGCCAAUGGGCUUGUCAAUGGCGAGGCCGCUUUCGAGGAGUUCAUCCAAGACAAGGCCGUUCGCACCGUCUAUGGUGCUAUCCCAUUGAAGCUUGCUUUGGACUGGCCUUUGUCCGCUUCAUACGAUGAGCUGAAAGGAUGUGCGGUCUAUAUGGGUGGCCGUAUCCCAACUCUGGAAGAAGCUCGCAGCAUCUACAGUUAUGCCAGCGAUCAGAAGAAGGACGCCUUCUCCAAUGCUCUGGGCAAGACGAUUCCAGCCGUCAAUGGUCACCUCGUCAACGAAGGCGUGGAAGAAACACCACCAUCCAACCCGUCAGUUAACGGGACCGGCAUCACCGCCGGUCCCACCACAAAGGAUCUCUUCGUCGAUCUCUCCACCGCCAACGUGGGUUUCAAGCAUUGGCACCCCAUGCCCGUAACGCCCAAUGGUCGCAAACUCGCCGGGCAAGGCGAAAUGGGCGGUGUCUGGGAAUGGACAAGCUCCGUGCUCGAGCAGCAGAAAGGUUUCGUUCCGAUGAAACUGUAUCCUGCCUACAGUGCCGACUUUUACGAUGGAAAGCACAAUAUCGUGCUGGGUGGAUCUUGGGCCACGCAUCCCAGAUUCGCCGGUCGAAAGACUGUCAUCAAUUGGUACCAGCGGAACUACCUCUACGCCUGGGCAGGAGCACGCAUCAUCAAAGACAUCUGA